This is a messenger RNA of Anoplopoma fimbria (sablefish), 3510 nucleotides long. RefSeq names its product ATPase phospholipid transporting 8B3 (gene atp8b3). Gene Ontology annotation, biological process: Golgi organization; phospholipid translocation. Lineage: Eukaryota; Metazoa; Chordata; Actinopteri; Perciformes; Anoplopomatidae. Gene Ontology annotation, cellular component: plasma membrane. The transcript has 28 exons. The record is from RefSeq and is a predicted model, not a curated record. The coding region runs from base 31 to 3510 and encodes 1159 amino acids. Gene Ontology annotation, molecular function: ATPase-coupled intramembrane lipid carrier activity; ATP hydrolysis activity; ATP binding.
ACCAACGUCUACAAACAUCUCCUGUGGAUCAUGGACAAAGGAAGCCUUGAAUCUGGUCUAACAUGGGAGGUGAGGGCGAACAGCCGUCAAUACCACAAUCACAAACAGAAGAAAUCCGUCCUGUGCUUUCACUGGGGGAGAUACGCGGACAAUGUGAUCCGCAGCAACAAGUACUCCCCCCUGACUUUCCUGCCCCUGACACUGUUUGAACAGUUCCAACGAGUGGCAAAUCUCUACUUCCUCCUCAUGAUGGUGUUGCAGUGUGUCCCUGCCAUCUCAGCCAUACCUUGGUACAUCACCAUCAUCCCACUGCUCAUCGUGCUAUCUGUGAGAGGGGCUAAAGACCUUGCCAACGACAUGGCAAGGAGACGCAGUGACGCUGAGAUUAACUCCCGACCCUGUGACGUACUCAUCUCCAAGAGUUUCAGCAAAGGACAGUGGAGGGAUGUGCGUGUGGGAGAUGUGCUGCGGAUCCACAAAGACCAAAUCAUCCCUGCUGACCUUCUCAUCCUGUGUAGUUCAGAACCUCACAGUCUGUGUUAUGUGGAGACGGCAGAUAUCGACGGAGAGACUAACCUCAAGUUCCGGCAGGCGCUCGGUGCUACACACAAUGAGCUGACCUCUCACCCCUCAGAGGAGAUGCUCGCUGCCUUUGAUGGUGUUGCGCUUUGCGAGGAGCCCAACAAUCGCCUUUACACCUUCAGAGGCCAGCUGCACUGGCGAGGAGAAUGUUUUCUGCUGGAAAACGAGCACAUCCUCCUGAGGGGAACAGUCCUACGCAACACAGAGUUUGCCUACGGCUUGGCCAUAUACACUGGCGCGGACACCAAGAUCAUGAGGAACUGCGGGAAACUGAGAGUGAAGAGGACUCAAAUGGAGAGAGUUUUCAACAGAGUGGUGAUGGGGAUCGUCCUGUCCGUGCUGCUGACAGCUCUGCUCCUCGCCAUCGGCGCUGGCGUGUUUUCGAGUUGGGUCAUGAGCCACACAGGGCCUCUGUCUCCUCUGGUGGUUAACGGCAAUCCCGUCUACACCGGGUUCCUCAUCUUCUGGAGCUACAUCAUCCUGCUCAGCCCGGCCAUGCCCAUUGCUCUCUACAUCUCCUUUGAGGUGAUCCACACGGUCCACAGCCUGUUUAUCGGCUGGGACAGGGAGAUGUAUUGGCAGCCGGCAGACAGACCGGCCCAGGCCAGGAAUACCUCACUGAAUGAGGAGCUCGGCCAAGUGGGAUAUCUGCUGAGUGACAAAACUGGGACACUAACACAGAACCGUCUGCUCUUCAGGCAAUGCUGCAUAGCUGGGGAGAUCUAUGGUGAUGCAACCGUCCAGGCCGAGGACAUAGAGCCCAUGGACUUGAGCUGGAAUCCGUUCUCCUGCGGUGGGCUGUUCAUGUCGGCUCCCGACCUGUUGGAGAAGCUCAGAGGACAGCAGUGUCCACUCAGCAGACAAUUCUUCAAAGCGCUGUCUCUAUGUCACACUGUCAUGGCAGAGUGGAAAGAAGAGGCUCCGGUCUACCAGGCUGCGUCCCCAGAUGAGGAAGCUCUUGUUGGUGCAGCCAGGGAGCUCGGCUGGGUCUUUCUUUCCAGGACGAGAGACUUUAUCGACGUCUCCGAGCUGGGUGUCCCUCGCCAAUAUCAGCUGUUGGCACUGGUGGACUUUACCAGCAAGAGAAGACGCAUGUCCGUACUGGUUCGGGAGCCGGAGGGUGGGUUAAAGCUGUACUGUAAAGGGGCAGACAUUGUGAUCCUCGAGAGGCUGCAUAAGGACUGUCCAUACCAGGAAAGGAUGGAAAGAGCCCUGGAGUUGUUUGCCCAGGCCUGUCUGAGGACUUUGUGUGUUGCGGUUCGAUCUGUUCCCGAGGCAUUAUGGGAGCAGUGGAGUAAAACUCUGGCCCAGUCUGCUGCCAUGGCGACAGCUGAACGUGACGCACUGCUGGAAAAGCUAUAUGAUCAGAUGGAGAUGGAACUGCAGCUUAUAGGGGUGACAGCGAUAGAGGACAGGCUUCAAGAGGGCGUUCCUGAAACUAUUGCACUGCUUCAACAGGCUGGCCUUAAAGUAUGGGUACUCACAGGGGACAAAAAAGAGACUGCUGUGAAUAUUGGAUAUUCUUGCAAGCUACUGGAUCCUGAGACCAGAUUACUGGAAUGGCAGGAGCUGAGACAGAUACUCCAGUCCCCAGACCCAGGGGUCAGUUUCUUCAAGGCCAGACAGAUGGAGCUGUGGGCUGUAGACAAGCAGCCGGCCGGAGCAAAGACUGCCGUGGUCCUCACUGGUCCUGAGCUGGCAGAGUUUGACCAGAGACCAGAAUGGGGGGCCACGUUCAUGAGCCUGGCAGAACAGUGUCAGUCGGUGCUAUGCUGUCGUGUCACACCUGGACAGAAGGCCGACAUCGUCACAUUGGUCAGAAAACACACCCGCUCUGUCACCAUGUCCAUCGGGGACGGUGCCAAUGAUGUAAACAUGAUCAAGACUGCUCAUGUUGGUGUGGGACUAGCAGGAGUGGAGGGAGGUCAGGCAGUGCAGAACGCCGACUACGCGUUGUCCCAGUUCAGAUUUCUGCAGAGGCUUCUACUGGUCCAUGGGCACUGGUCAUACCGACGCAUUUCCUUCUUCUUGCUCUACUUCCUGUUUAAGACCUGCGGCUUUGCUCUUGUGCACAUAUGGUUCGGUUUCUUCAAUGGCUACAGUGGUCAGUCUCUGUAUGAGCCAUGGUUCAUCGCUCUCUACACCGUCUUCUACACAGCGUUCCCAAUUAUGUGUGUGGCCUUCUUUGAGCAGGACGUGAAUGCAGACAGCAGCCUGAAGUGGCCGGAGCUGUACAAGUCCGGACAGAGACAGGAGCUCUCCAGCCCUCUCAUGCUGUCCUUAUCGCUCCUGUAUGCGAUCUACACAUCACUCGUACUCUUCUUCAUCCCGUUAGGAGUCUUUUACGACACCGCCUAUGACCAGCAGGUCAUGGCAGUCACUGUCGCCUUGGCAGCCACGUUGACUGCCACCAUUGAGAUUGUGCUGAUGACCAGAUACUGGACGAAGUUCAAUCUAGCAGCUGUGUGUGUCUCUGUGGUGCUUUUCUUCAUCUGUUCCAAGAUCACCAACAGCACCAUCCUGUUUCAGAAAUCACCCAUAGACUACUACUUUAUCGGUGCGUCUGAUAAGGCCUUCAUCGAUCCACUUAUAUGGCUCACAGCUCUGCUCACUACUUGGAUGGCUGUUUUGCCCUCGGUGACCGCUCUGGCUCUCAAUGUCAUCCUCACCAUGCAUGACAAACACAAGGUCCACAGUGUGUCCCGUCAGCCGGUGGAGCUGAGGUCAAAGUUCACAAGGGGGGCGUCUCAUCGCCGGUCCUCUUACGCCCUCUCUCAGGGGUCCGGGCCCGGACGCCUCAUCACAUCGGCGUCCAGAAUCCCCAGCACCGUGCCAACGGUGGAUGAGAAGGUAACAGAAGAGGGAGAGCACAGUGUGACUGGGGGUGUCUACAUCAGUCCCAUUGGCGACAUUCGAUCCCACGGGUGA